CCCUACUGUAAAGGCAUUACUUAAACAAAAUGGGGAGAAGAAAGUCUAAAAGGAAACCGCCUCCGAAGAGAAAGAAUAUUGAACCCCUUGAUCAACAAUUUAAUUGCCCAUUUUGCAACCAUGAAAAGUCGUGUGAAGUUAAAAUGGAUAAAGGAAGAAAUACAGCAAGAAUAACUUGUAGGGUGUGCUUGGAGGAUUUUCAGACAGGAAUUAAUUUUCUUUCAGAACCUAUUGAUGUUUACAACGAUUGGGUCGAUGCCUGCGAAACAGCAAAUUAAAUGGAAUUCAUUUUGAUUUAGUUAGUAAGUAAAAUAAAAACAUAAAAUAAAACUAUAUAUGGUAAUAUAUGACAGCGAGAGAAUAACCUCAUGUCUUCCAAUUAAAAGAGCCUAAUAUACUUGUCUUAUUAAAAUAAGGUGGAUAAAAAACGCUUAAAAUUGAGCACAACAUACUGAAAUAUUAACCAAUUUUUGCAUAAAGGAAUCUCAUAUCUUAAACAAAUGGCGACUAACGAAAUUGUAGUGCGUAAGGAAGACAAGGCACAAUCGAUGCGUUUUAAGUUUAAUUUAAAUAUUAAAAUUUGUAAUUGCUUACAAGAGAUUGGCCAUAACUAGACGUGUCCGUGCUGUCGUCACAUUGAAGUUAUCAUCUGGGUUUGGGAGUUUCGGGAAAAAUUAAAAUAUUUCGGAUCCCAUUUCAUGAAGUGUAGCAGCGAACAUAAAAAUGUAAUAGAUAAAUCCCUUUAUUGUUUCAGUGCCAUUCAUCAGAAGCUUAACAAAGCAGACACUCUUGCAAAAUUUCGAGAGUGCUAUGAGUGCAUGCACUCAAGUGCCGCCGUCACUCGCUUUCAGACUGAUUGCAAGUGAAAAAAAAGAAAACAGCAGUUAAUAGAAGUAGGCGAAACACAUCAGAAUAGACAGAUAUGUAUGUACAUAGUACAUUUUGGGAUGUUUGGGGCUUAGAUGAUCGUUUCUUAGCAAAAAAUCGCGAAAUCAGCGUGUCCGUGCUUAUGUUCUUCAAGCGCGGUCUCGAGGAGAACAUUUAGAUGGAUCCCAGUUCUCCAGGCCCAUCUCCCCCAAUAAUUACCAAAUGCUUAGUUACAAUUUAUAAAUUCGCAGUCAAAAAUUAAAAAUCAGUUUCAGUCGCUUUGUUUCUUUUUUUUUGAGCUUUCUGCUUUAUAUUUAAACCAUUUUGGCUUAAAUUUCUUUUAGAAAUCAAACAUACGUAAAUUUUUUUAAGAUAUUAGUUGAAGAAAUUAGUUUUAUAGACUUUUAAUAAUUAGAAAUAAUUUAAUAAUUUGGCUUAAAUUUCUUUUAGAAAUCAAACAUACGUUAAUUUUUAUUAAGAUAUUAGUUAAAGAAAUUAGUUUUAUAAACUUUUAAUAAUUCGAAAUAAUUUAAUGUAUUACAAAAAAUGUUUGUUUAUGUUACAUAGAGAGCAUACACAGUAUCUAUAUUAGCAAUAAUUAAACAAAACUAGAACCUAAAUUAAAGUAUAUACAAAGAAAAAAAUAUUUGAAUCCCACACCAAAUAUAUAAUUUUUCAAAUAAUGACAGCCAUAUACAUAAUUGCUAAUAUAAGCAUAUUAUUAUUCUUAAUCUUUAAGUUUUAUAUUAUUAUUAUUGUGAAAUCCGUUUAAUAAAAUGAAGAUACACCUAAA
Drosophila yakuba is the source of this 1660-nucleotide messenger RNA. RefSeq names its product transcription elongation factor 1 homolog. NCBI's taxonomy places the organism in Eukaryota, Metazoa, Arthropoda, Insecta, Diptera, Drosophilidae. Gene Ontology annotation, biological process: transcription elongation by RNA polymerase II. The coding region runs from base 30 to 278 and encodes 82 amino acids. Gene Ontology annotation, molecular function: RNA polymerase II complex binding. The transcript has 2 exons. Gene Ontology annotation, cellular component: transcription elongation factor complex. The record is from RefSeq and is a predicted model, not a curated record.